Messenger RNA from Penicillium paradoxum, 1536 nucleotides. RefSeq names its product putative MFS transporter. The record is from RefSeq and is a predicted model, not a curated record. Gene Ontology annotation, biological process: transmembrane transport. The coding region runs from base 1 to 1536 and encodes 511 amino acids. Gene Ontology annotation, molecular function: transmembrane transporter activity. The transcript is spliced from 4 exons. Gene Ontology annotation, cellular component: membrane. Lineage: Eukaryota; Fungi; Ascomycota; Eurotiomycetes; Eurotiales; Aspergillaceae.
AUGGCCGACUCGGAAAAGGGCCAGUUCUUGGUUUCCCUGCCAACGGUGGCCUUUGGGCCACCUACCCCAGACUCAAUCCCCGAAAGAACGAAUGCUCUCGAUCAAACUCCCCUGGAAGAAAAUCUGAGAAAUGAACACCUAACGGAUGAGAAUCAGGGGCGUGGGGAAGAGUGGGCCGAUCUGGAGAAGCGGGUACGAUGGAAAGUCGAUCUUCGUCUCUGUAGCAUCGGCGGGCUCUUGUGCAGCCUCAAUUUGUUGGACUCGGGCAUUUUGUCCUCUGCCUCGGUGACGACUAUGCUCGAUGAUCUCCAAUUGAACCAGGGGAACCGGUACUCCGUUUCCAUCUUCAUUUUCACGAUCGCUAGUGUGGUUUUCCAAUUACCGUGCACGGUGGCAGUUCGCCUGAUCGGCCCACGUAUUUGGUUUUCGACGAUCACGUUCACCUUUGGGCUGCUGACGCUAUGCACUGGGUUUGUCCAGACUUGGCAGCAGAUGAUUGUUCUGCGUGUGCUACUCGGCAUAUCCAUGUCCGGCAUCUACCCUGGUCUGACCUACCUGGUGAGCGCCUGGUACCCCCGACGAGAACAGCAGCUCCGAUUUGCCUUCUUGCAGUCCGGGGAAGUUGUGAUCCUAGCGACUGGUAAUCUUGUCAAUUUUGGUCUCAAUCAUCUGAACGGCGUGGCCGGGCUGGCGGGCUGGCGCUGGAUGUAUGUUGUCCAGGGACUCAUUACUUGCGUUUUGGGCAUCAUCACCUACUGGUGGAUGGUCGACUUCCCUGAGAACUCUCACCGCAGCUUUUUCUUUCUCACAGAGCGGGAAUCACGUCUCGCAACACGCCGGAUCCAAGAUGAUCGAGCCGAUGUUAUCCCGGAGCCGUUUUCCUGGGGCACGCUUAUCGCUAACUUUAAAGAUCCAAAUAUUUAUGGCUUUGCGUGCAUGUUCUUUUUGCUCAACCUCAUAUCAACUGCCUUAUCUUACUUCCUACCCAUUAUCCUGCAAUCUGGUAUGGGCUUCAGCUCAAACAAAGCCAUUCUGCUCUCCACUCCGCCCUACUAUUAUGCUGUAAUACCGGUCAUUAUCACGUCGUUUAUUGGAGACUAUUACCGCGUUCGUGGACCAUUGAUCGUUUUCAAUGCCCUCGUUCUCAUAGCUGGGUUCCUAAUGUUCGGUCUGCCCAUCUCCACCCAGGUGGCAGUGCGAUACAUCGGUACCUUCUUGGCGACCGGUGCUUACAUUUCGAACUGGGCAGCUCUCAAUGCUUUCCAGGCCAACAACGUUGUCGGGCAAUGGAAACGAGUAGCUACUGCGGCAGCGGUCACUGCUUGUAACGGUCUUGGAGGCGUGGCGGGCAGCUAUAUUGUCCGCCAGCAAGAGGCUCCACAAUAUCAGACCGCAGUUUGGGUCUCAGUUGGUUCCCACGUACUUCUCAUUGCGAUUGUGGGCGCAUUCACGAUUUACUUUCAUAUCGCCAAUCGGCGACAACAGCGAGGAUUAAAGGUCCUCGAAGGUGUGCAAGGCUUCAGAUACACUUAUUGA